UCCACUCCUGCCUCUCUUUUCUCCCACACACACCCACACACUGCUUAACCUCCUUUUUCUCUCUCUCUUCAUCACACCCAAAAUGUCCCCAAAGGAAAAAGACCAAAAUGCCCUUAAACAUGGUGUCGGCAUUGGCGUUGCCGCCAACGCCAAUGCCGAGAUACGCUAUAGAGGAGUGAGGAAGCGGCCGUGGGGCAGAUAUGCGGCUGAAAUACGCGACCCGUUGAAGAAGACACGUGUUUGGCUUGGUACCUUCAACACCGCUGAAGAGGCGGCGCGUGCUUAUGACGCUGCCGCGGUAGAGUUCCGUGGGGCGAAAGCGCGGACUAAUUUUUCCCUUGCCGAUAGUAAUCAGUGUUGUUUGAGCAGUGGCGACAGCACUACCCUUGAAUCCUUAGACGCGCCGCCGCCGUCACUUGAACUUACUCUCUCCGCAGACGGUGCGGCGGCGCGUGGGGAUAAUUCUUACGCGCUUUAUGGUGCGUUGGCCAAGAGAGUGUCUGACAUACGAGAGGCGUUAAGGUGCGGACAUAAUGGUGGGGCCCAAACUCAAAGUGAGGAAUCAACCGUUGAUUCUGGAAAUCGGAUGUCGGUGAUUGAUCUUGAUCUUAACUUGGCCCCACCACAGGAAGUUGCAUGAUCUCAUCCUAGUAGUUGGAAUUUGGUGAUGGGUCACACUUGAUUUUUAGACUUUUUUUUUUUUUUUUUUUUGGGUUGGCUUAGAAGAAAAAAAAAAAUUGACAGAGGAUUAGAGAGGAGACAGAGAGUUGAAUGGCGAGCCUUAGUUUUGUAUUGAAGAUAAAGGCGCUUUCUCUUAUCUUGUCAGAAGUUUUGUAAAUACAGUAACAAACAUCUCCUUUUCUUUUUGGUAGUAAUUUAAUCUAAUAUUAUUCCCUAUCA
This is a messenger RNA of Beta vulgaris subsp. vulgaris (sugar beet), 900 nucleotides long. Its product is annotated as ethylene-responsive transcription factor 8. The coding region runs from base 83 to 640 and encodes 185 amino acids. Gene Ontology annotation, molecular function: DNA binding; DNA-binding transcription factor activity. Lineage: Eukaryota; Viridiplantae; Streptophyta; Magnoliopsida; Caryophyllales; Amaranthaceae. The record is from RefSeq and is a predicted model, not a curated record. Gene Ontology annotation, biological process: regulation of DNA-templated transcription. The transcript has a single exon.